CUGCCGGUACGUGUGCAUUAGUGGCGUCCCGCGAUACUGCACCGCGUUCUCGGUCGCGGGUGUGCGUGUGCUCUGUUUCGUGAGAGAGAGGAGGACGAGGUACGCGGUUCGCGGCUGGGAGACGUGUCAUCGGGCACCGGGCGGACGGACGGACGGGGAACGCGGAACGCGAAAUAAGUGGCGAGCCGGAACGGCAGUCAUGCGGCGGAAUGUCAAGAUCGCGUUGCUCCUGUCAUGCGCGUGGAUGUUCGCCUUUGUUUACUAUUACCACACGUCCAGGGACACCAAGAACGAGAACAGAGCCCUACGGUUGAAAGAGCCACCGUCCCUGGCGCUCUCCGCCAGCGGAAAUUCCGGUUACAUGGAUCCAGACGGCACGGCCAUUGUAAUGUCAUCCGAGCUUCUGCCAGCGCCGACGCCGGAUCCAAGAGUGACAUGGAAUUACUUUGACGAGCAGGGGUACGUUUCAAGAGGUGGUCUACGUGCGGGUGAGGACCCAUACGCGAGGAAUAAAUUCAAUCAGGAAGCCUCUGACGGUCUUCCGAGCAAUCGUGACAUACCCGAUACUCGUAGCGCCAUGUGUAGGAUGAAACAAUGGAGACAGGAUCUGCCACCGACUUCCGUUAUAAUUACUUUCCACAACGAGGCACGGUCUACGCUACUCAGAACUGUCGUCAGCGUGCUGAACAGAAGCCCCGAACAUCUAAUCAAGGAAAUAAUUUUAGUGGACGAUUUCAGCGAUCAUCCCGAGGACGGCGAAGAGUUAUCACGAAUCCACAAAGUUCGUGUAAUCCGAAACGAGAAAAGAGAGGGCCUAAUGAGAUCGCGUGUCCGCGGCGCGGAUGCCGCUACCGCGAGUGUGCUAACAUUUUUAGAUUCGCACUGCGAGUGCAAUGCUGAUUGGCUCGAACCACUCUUGGAAAGAGUGGCCGAGGACCCAACGAGGGUGGUGUGUCCCGUGAUCGACGUAAUCAGCAUGGAUACUUUCCAAUAUAUCGGAGCCUCUGCCGACCUCAGGGGUGGUUUCGAUUGGAGUUUGGUCUUUAAAUGGGAAUAUCUUAGUCAGGGGGAAAGACAGGCAAGACAAAAGGAUCCGACACAAUCCAUUAGGACCCCUAUGAUUGCUGGCGGACUAUUUGUCAUCAACAAAGCGUACUUUGAGAAACUCGGCAAAUACGAUACUCAAAUGGAUGUUUGGGGCGGCGAAAAUCUCGAAAUAUCGUUCCGCGUGUGGCAAUGCGGUGGCAGCUUGGAGAUUAUCCCGUGCUCACGUGUGGGCCAUGUAUUUCGUAAACGUCAUCCUUACUCGUUCCCCGGAGGCAGCGGAAACGUGUUCGCCCGAAACACGAGGCGCGCCGCCGAAGUAUGGAUGGACGACUACAAACAGUUCUAUUACAACGCCGUGCCGCUGGCACGAAACAUCCCUUAUGGAAACAUCCAAGAUAGAAUGGAGUUAAAACGGAGACUGCACUGCAAGCCUUUUAGUUGGUAUCUGAAGAACGUAUACCCCGAGUUAGUUAUACCUACGAGUGAGGGUGGUCCAGGAGGAUCUCUGAAGCAGGGCACCGCCUGCUUGGACAGCAUGGGCCACCUUCUCGACGGAAACGUCGGUCUCUAUCCUUGCCACGAUACCGGUGGUAAUCAGGAAUGGGGCCUCACGAAGGACGGUCUGAUCAAGCAUCACGAUCUCUGCCUGACCCUGCCGGUGUACGCCAAGGGUACGACGCUGCUGAUGCAGAUCUGCGACGGUAGCGAGAAUCAAAAGUGGCGGCACUUAGAGGGCGGCUUGAUACGCCACACCAGAAUUCCCGUGUGCGUGGAUUCGCGAUAUCACGCGCAGCGCGGCAUCACGGCGGAGAAAUGCGACUCGAACGCGGAAACGCAGAGGUGGCAUCUCUACAACCACAAUCACUAGCUGAUAUGGGUGCGGUGAACACGCUAUUCACCCGCGGACUCUCUCUUAUCGUUACGCGCUACGACGUGAUUACCGUUUAACGAGGUCGAUCGCAUCAGAGGCGUACUACUUAAUUAAAAGGAACUGACUGUCUACGCGUGACCGGAUCGAUCGAUUCGGGCGGUUUAUUCAAUGUAGACCGUAUCUUCAUGACCGUAAUCGUGGCGUCUUACGAUUUUUUAUACGGUAUCAAUGAAGAACCCCGUCUUGUACCACACUGACUUGCAUGUUCGCAGGUUCCCAAUGUAGCCUGUCCUACAAAGAAGCGGAUGGUUGUAUAUUUGGAUAGAAAAAAGAUCUAACAAUAAGAAAAAUUUCUUCUAACGAUUUCCUCUAAUGACGAAAAGUGGGGUACACGCACAUCUUACAAACUAAAACGAAAUAAUCUCGAAAAAGAAAGUGAAAAUGGUUUUAAGACUGCUUGGCAUAUGUGACUCUAAUCAACAAAUUUUAGUUUCUAUAUUCAUUGAAUUCCAUCGCUUCCAAUCAUUUCCUUAAGCACUAGAUUAUCCUACUUUUACAAUGACAAAAGAUUAACCUAAUAGGUUGACAUCUCGCAAUCGAUGUGUGAUAAGUGUAAAAUUAUUUAUAAUAAAGUAAUAUAUAUAUAUAAAUAUGGAAGCGUGCGUAUGAAUGAUGAUGCAAGUGGAAGUUGCGUACUGAUUCGGUACGGCAAACCGAUUGUCAAUCCACAAAUUGCGAAACUUCAUACGUAGUGCAUUUGAUUUAAACAAAUAAAAAACGUAUUGUUGAAAUAUUCUCAAUACUAAACAUUUAACACUUAAUAUUUGUAACUUCGAAAAAGUCCAUAGGCUAAUUUCUAAUUGAAUUCGCAUAAUAACAAAAAAAUAAUUGGGAGUACAUACGCGAUGAAAUAUGUAUUUUGUAAUUAGAUAGAUUUAUUUCUCUGAAAAAUGUAUUAUUUAAACAAGGAUUGAAAGAAACAUAUAGAGUGUUGUGUGCGAGCGAUUAACAUUUCAUUUCACUUUAUCAAAUGUCAUUUUAAAAUUUAUACACAAUAUAAGCAUAAGCGCUUAUACACAGUAUUCUCAGAACAUAAAAAAUUCAUAUAUAUAAAUUAAUUUAUAUAGAUAAAUUAUAUAUACAUAUAUUAAUUUAUGUACAUAAAUUAAUUCAAUUUAUAUAAAGAACUGACAUUGGAAAUUGAAGGGACAGAUUGAAAUCAAAUUUAUAAGAUUAACAUUAAUAAUAUUUCUAAUAAUACAUAGCUAAUAAAACUUAAUCAUUACUAAAAGAUUAACAUAGAAAUAAAACAAAGAUAAGUUAACUUUUUUUUUGUAUUAUCAGAGAAUUGACAAAACAAAAAAAUAGAUUAGAUAUCCAGGAAUUCUAAAUGAAAUUACGACAGUCAAUUAUUUUGACAGCACAACCCAAACUGAUAUACUUCCACAUUUAUAUAUGUUUCUUCCCUAAAGAUUUAAUAAAGAUAAUAUCGAGUCAUUUUUUAGUACGGGUACGUACUUGAAUGUCCAAACGAUGGGCAACUCAUUUUUUUUAUGUAUUUAUUUACGCGAUUUUUAAAAUAAAUAAGCCAAAGCUUUUACACUUGGCAUUAUUUGUUUUAGAUAAUCAAUAGUGUUAUAUCACAAAUACCAUUUUGAGAUUACGCUUUUAUGCAAAUAACCACAGAGAAGCUUUCCGCUAUUUGUUCAAAUUAAGAACAUGUACAAUCAAUUAAUAUAUAAUUAUAUUAAUUAUUAAUUUUAUUAAGUUGUUAUGAGUAUAUGUACGUUAUGUGAAUUCACAUAAUUUAAAUAUUUUAUUUUCAAUAAAGUACAUAUCAUUUCCAUAUCUUUUUAAAGAAUUUGACACUCUUAAAUUGUAUACUGCAUAAGUGUAAAAAGCUUCUCGGCGACGCGUCGGUCACUGUUUUGAUUGGACCUACGCUAGGUUCGUGCAAUGCGUAUUCUUUUUAUCUGCAUAAUUUUAGCAUAAUCGCAUCCAAAUCCGUGGAUAUCCUUCUCAAAUAACAAAUUGCGACCAACAAGAUGCUUUCCCUUCAAAAGCAUGCGCUAUAAUUCACAGAAAAGAGAUUUAUUUUUAUAACUAAUUAUAUAUUCUUGCUUGGUUGUGCGAAUAAACGAAAAACACGGAGUGUAUGAGCAUACUUAACAUAUUGUAGCUCGGUAAUAACAUUCCAAAUGUCUUAAAUUUUUACUUUUUGGAAGCAAGCAUUUAAUUGUCGAGUUUAACAAUUUCUUUUUCUCUUUUCCCACGUAUUGAGAUAUAAUGCUUAUUUUAAUGGCCAAUAUUAAGAAGUUCGAUUUCCAGUAAAAAUUAAAUUAUAUAUGAAAGUGAAAAUUCUCAAGAGUACUAAAGCGAAUCUAAAAUAAAGCGGCAGCGCCGUUGAAUGUGGAUUCAUUACUCGCCUACAACGUGUUAAGUGAAAAUCAAGAUAAAAGCUAACGCAACUAAUUAUAGCAAUACAUAUUAGCAGACGCGAUCUUUUGUACACUUAUACUUUCCGACGAUAAUGUCUUUACUGCCGUCUCUUCGCGCUGGGACUAUAAAUACCGCGAAGUGUGAGAUGAAUAAUAAUAUCGUAUAAACUUUUGUACACACGGGCAUCCACAUAUUACAUCCACGCUAGCUGCUGUUAAUAAUUACCCAUUAAGGAAUUCUUUUGAUAUCGAUAUUCUAGAACGAUAAUAUUUCAAUGUAGAUAUAAUACGCGACCGAUGGAAUCGGCCGUGCUCUAAUUAAAUGAAUGCGAUAUUAUGAAUAAUCUCGAAUUGCUUCUCGAAAAUCAAAACAUCAAGAAAAUCUCAGUUUUAUUAUUGUUACCAGAGGAAAGUGUUGUCUUUAAAGCGUCUUCCUUUAAUCAGUGCACCGGCUGGCACAACGAUAUAUACGUAGAUAGUAAAUAUGUAAACGGGGUAUCCCUACGCGUAUCAUUAUCGCGCUUCCUUUCGAGUGCAGAUUCUUUGAAGGAUUCCGACUGAGCCAACUUUCCUUUAGCACGAGAUUGAAAAGGAGGUAUAAUUACGGAGUUAGUUAACAUUGGAAUUAAAGGAUUUUACCGUACCGAGCUUUAGCGGUGUAGGAACUUUGUUUUCAGAUAAUUUUAAGACGGCCUGUGCCCAGCAAAGAAAUAAUUUCAAGCUUAAUUAACGGAAUACUUAACUUUUAAUAUCAAACGCUCUGGCGAUUAAAUCUGACAAUUAGAGAUCAAAGUUUUUUUAGCUUCAUUUUAACCGCUAAAAAGUUGUAAUUCGGAACUGUAGGUAAAGCAUUGUUUUUAAGAAAAAAAAAAAAAAAAUUCGAACUGAUUUAAAUAAAACAUUAAUAAAAAAAAUAUGCGGAAAACAACGAGAUAUCGAAUUUACGUAUGUAACUGUAUAAAAAUGCAGACACAUAGAACCGUAAUACUUAACUAUAUUUUACACAACUCGAGAGAAUCGCUGUUGUAAAUAAUUAUAUAUGUUUCAUUGAUUAUCUUCUUCCCGUCCUAACUAUUCCGAAUAGCUUCUUUUGCCAUUAGCAAAUAGUAAUAUAUCACUUCCAUGCAUAUUUCCCUUAAAAAAAAAAGAGAGAGAUUGCCACACAACUGUACUUCGUGUAUCUGUAAAUAAAUUAUAUAUUUACGGCAUUUAUAUAUAAUAUUUAUAAAUAUACUUAACGAACGCCGCGUACUUCCAAAAUCGGUAAAAGUGUAAAAUAUUAGGCGAUUAUCGAUCGUAAUCUUAAGUACAUACAUACAUACAUAUAUAUGCACGUAAACUCGCCAAAAAUCCAACAUUGAAAAAUGAGAACCAGGAACAGUACCUUUCCUAGUUUAACAGUUUUCUUAAUUAAACAGUUUAAAAACAUAAACAAGCACAAAAAACUGAAGAAAGAGAAGAAACCGCAUAUACUGUGUAUAUAUAUAUAUGUAUGUAUGUAUAUGUAGCGAGUAACCAGUUGGUUAAUCAAUGUUCAUAUUCAUGUGUCCAGUAAUAUGAAAAUUUAUACUCGAGAAGCGAAAUUGUGUGAUGCGAAUAGGAUAAAAGAUGUACAUUAAACGAGCAUUUACAUCCUUGUCAUAUAUAAAUACAAUGCGUUAAUGCGAUAUUUUGUCUGAUAAGAGCAACUUUGAAUAUUCAGAAUUAAUUCCAGCGUCAUUUCGACACAUCCGCGUGCUACUUUCAAAUACAAUAAUUUUGCCGCAAGAUUUGAAACGGCAUUUGCAUCGAAUCACGCGCAAGAUGCAUAUUGAAGAUGUUAUACUUGGAAUAAAAUAUCCUGAGAAUAAAAUAUCAAAAAUGAGCAGAAUCGAAAGUGGAGCUUAAAGAAAGAAAUGAUAUGAAUGGCAAUUUUCGAAGCAUCUCUUGAAAAUUUUGUUUCACAUGUUUAAAAUAUUAAAAUACCCGGAUAUUUUGUAAAAGAUUUAGUAAAGAAGAAAAUAUUUAAAAGUGUGUAUUCUGAGUAUAUUUGUCUUCAAAAUGUUAAACUGAAAUUUUCUCUGCUCUAUAUUUUGCAAAUGUAAAAUAAUUAUAUAUAUAUAUAUAUAUGUUAAGAAUGCGAUAAUACAGUAAUUAUAUAAAAAUGAGUUUUUCUAAUAAAAUAACGGAUGUUU
Solenopsis invicta (red fire ant) is the source of this 6530-nucleotide messenger RNA. RefSeq names its product polypeptide N-acetylgalactosaminyltransferase 2 (gene Pgant2). Gene Ontology annotation, cellular component: Golgi apparatus. The record is from RefSeq and is a predicted model, not a curated record. NCBI's taxonomy places the organism in Eukaryota, Metazoa, Arthropoda, Insecta, Hymenoptera, Formicidae. Bases 200 to 1915 code for a protein of 571 amino acids. The transcript is spliced from 10 exons.